AUGGUUCAUAUCGGCCAACAGAAUGCCUCCAAUGACGAGAUUCGUGGCCGAUUUUUCUCUCUCAUCUUAGCUUUACUCAACAAAAUGUCCGCUCAACUUUUCGGCAGUUAUAUAGAGAUUAGCUUUCCUCUUCCGAUUUUCUUCGAUAUGAUGCAGUGCGAGUUCCAUUCAUGUAUGGGUGAUAAGAAGUUCAAAAAGUUUUCUGAUGAACUCACUGCUCAGCUGAACAGCUUGGUUGAUCAAGAUCGUGGAAAUAGAGCAUUUCAGGAGCAUUUCAUAAAAUUCUCACUAGUUAAUAUCGGACAAAAUGCUGUGGGAAGACGGCAAGCGAACACUUAUUGA
Cylicocyclus nassatus is the source of this 342-nucleotide messenger RNA. The record is from the annotation of a GenBank genome assembly. Lineage: Eukaryota; Metazoa; Nematoda; Chromadorea; Rhabditida; Strongylidae.